AUGGAAUCCAUCAAGGAGUCGUUAUCUGCACUAACUGACAUGUUUAAUGCAAGAAUGCAUGAGUUCCAACAGGAUUUAAGCAAAGCAUCAACACCAGCUUCAAGUAGUGUUCUACCAGGUGAAUUUAACCAUUUCUGCAGUUUUAUUUUAUCUGCAUUGAACACACUGCAACGGCAGGUUGAAUAUCUCGCAUUAGAGGUCGACAGGCAAGAGAUGAGGAACAGGCGGAAAAUGUUAUUAUUUCACGGUGUUCCUGAGCAAAAAACAGAAGACAUCCCGGCCCGAAUCACUAGCUUAAUUGCCGAACACCUGGACUUACAGAACUUUUCUACUGAAAAUAUUAAGCACUCGUUUCGCUUAGGCCGUUCUUCUGAUAAGCCCAGGCCUAUAGUAGUAAAAUUUCGUGAUGUGUCCGUGCGUAACAAAGUAUGGUUUGCUAAAACCAAACUAAAGGGCACUGGUGUUACGCAAUCGGAGUUUCUCACGAAAUGUAGGCACGAAGCAUUUUUAGAGGCGAGGCAACGGUUCGGGGUCAACAAUUGUUGGACACGAGGUGGGUGCAUCCACAUCAUCGCACCUAAUGGAUCUCGACACCGUGUGGAGUGCAAGUUGGAUCUCAGUGCCAUACCAAACAGUCCAGUGAAAUCAUCCGUGCAAAAGAUAGUAGUGUCGAAAAAAACAGAUAAUGUUAUACCUUCUCGCGUAAAACGUAUAGCUAAGAAG
Molecule: messenger RNA, 723 nt
Organism: Brenthis ino (lesser marbled fritillary)
Lineage: Eukaryota; Metazoa; Arthropoda; Insecta; Lepidoptera; Nymphalidae
Source: the annotation of a GenBank genome assembly